Molecule: messenger RNA, 1337 nt
Organism: Halichondria panicea
Lineage: Eukaryota; Metazoa; Porifera; Demospongiae; Suberitida; Halichondriidae
Exons: 5
Coding region: 133-1131 (332 amino acids)
Source: RefSeq, a predicted model, not a curated record
AGCCCUCUAAGUUCUCACCACCAACUUCCUGUAUCCUCUAUAGUUUGCGCAUGCGUAGUGAAUACCUUGCCUGCAUUUUAAUAAAAAGCAAAAUUAUAUGAACUGGUCUAAACAAUCUCUAUACCUAGAGCAAUGCUGGAAGGCAAGUACCAUCAAAGCUUAUGCUUUCUCAUUAUUUUCCUUGCAAUCACUGUGACAAGCAAGCCUGUUGAGAAUGAAAAAAGUAAGCAGGGGCCAUUGGCUCCAAUGUAUGAGUUUAGGAGCUGCAAUAAUCAGAGCAAAAGCAGACCAACAAUAACUUGCCCUCAAAUGAAAGAAGCAAAUGGAUACUCCUUGGCUAUUAAUGCUGAUAAUUUUAUGUCAAAUGAGGAGAUUAAAGUGAAAGUGUUCAGAACAAAGUGUCCCAUCUCAAAUGGGUCAUUACUUCCAAGAUGGUAUCAACUUGAAGCGUACUGGGACCAGGAGGGUACUAAUGAAAGCACCAGUGACUCAAAGGAACCGCAGCUAGACACUGGACGGCUAAUCCCAAUGUCCCACUACCAGGACUUCUACCAAUGUGACACUGCCACAGAAGUGCUAUUUUAUCCUUGUGAAGCAUCACUUUACAACUUUCCUGGAAGACAUAUAUGGAAAGCCCCUCAGGUUACUGACUCAAACCUCCAAAGUGGAUCAGUAUGUUUCAGGCUAACAGUGUUGGAAGAAAACAGUACAGCUUGUGAGAGGAUAGAAAAGUGUAUUGCACAUGUAAAGGACAUUGAGAUACAGGCAUUGGAAGAAUUGUAUGACGACACUCUAACAGACUAUUACGAUGAUUUAGCUGACAACAUAUCUUCAACUGAGGAUGACAUCCAUGAAGAUAUCGCCAAGGAAACGACGCUCAACUUAGCUCCAAUUUGUCGACAAAACAGGGAGUUUUACAAAUCCAUUAAUUCUUCUUGGAUACCACAGUGUGAUUGUGAAGGCCAAUAUCAACCAAUUCAGUGCAUGAUUGAGCAAGACAUAAAAUUCAUGACUUGUUGGUGCUCCUCGAAGUAUGGAGCACAAAUGUCAGAGCCAAGUAUUGUGGACUGUGGAAAUGAAUCCAUGGCAUUUGAAUUGAGCUGUGUUCCAAGAAUAUCGCCUGAGAAGUGAAGGCUACUACUCAACGUGUAAAAAUUAAUGUGUAUCACUACGUACAUGUAGCUACAUACUCAAUAAUUGUUUUUCCAGUCGAUUUUGUUUUUUAAUAGGCCGCUCUCCAGUUUAUUUUGUUGCAAAGAUAUUUUUUUAACCAGUUUUUUGUGCAACACAUUAAUUUUAAUUAUAAAUGCUCCGGCCACAAGCGCUAAGCACCUCUG